GGUGGAGGGAGUGGUGGCUGCGGACAGAGUCACAGGAUUGGUAGAGUUCAGCGCCAAACUUGUUGACUCAUAACUGAGCAGCUCCUCUCUAUCCUUCACGGCGCGGAGCUGUCCAGGGCCAGUGGUGCUGAAACUGCCAGCGCCGUUGGAGUAAUUUUUUCCCCCCAGUUUGAUUGCCGAGCCGAGCCUUUGAAAGUUACAUGCGCUUUGGUUUAAGCGUCACUUAACGGAUAUUUAUCCACCGUCACUGCUCUUUUCGACUUCUCAGCCGAUCAAUUAGAGGACUCUCCGAGGCGCAGCCAUGGCUUUCAUGGUAAAACACAUGGUAGGAGGACAGCUGAAGAACCUGACAGGCGGACUGACGGAGGAGAAACCCGAAGCAGAGAAAUCAGAUGCCGCUGCGCAGGGGAUGACUCAAGAGGAAUUUGAACAAUAUCAGCAACAGUUAGAGGAGGAAAAACAAGAACGAGAAGCCAAUUUUGCCCAGAAGAAAGCUGAGAGAGCCACCAUUAGAAGUCAUUUCCGGGACAAGUACAGACUACCAAAGAACGAAUUAGAUGAGACCCAGAUUCAGCAGGCGGGGGACGACGUGGUGUUGCCCACAGAGCUGGCCAAGAUGAUUGCUGAGGACAACCAGGAGGAAACGCACAAGCAGUCGGUGUUGGGCCAGCUGUCCAACAUCCAGAACGUGGACAUCGACCAGCUGAAAGACAAAGCCCAGGCCACACUGGACGACCUCAAAAAGCAGACAGAGAAUUGCAGUCUCAUGUGAUCUGGCCAACUCUAAGUCCCAGAAGAUUAGAGUUUUACUUGUACAAAUAUUUUUCAAAGGCAGAGCUGCUCUGGAGGUAAACAUAUUCUUAUUGCUUUAGUGGAAUGCCAGUUGGCAGUGCCACAUAACAGUUUUUAUAGCUGUGCAAAGUUUGA
Molecule: messenger RNA, 927 nt
Organism: Sander lucioperca (pikeperch)
Lineage: Eukaryota; Metazoa; Chordata; Actinopteri; Perciformes; Percidae
Gene: cplx3b
Product: complexin 3b
Exons: 3
Coding region: 302-772 (156 amino acids)
Biological process (GO): neurotransmitter transport; synaptic vesicle exocytosis; regulation of neurotransmitter secretion
Cellular component (GO): terminal bouton; SNARE complex
Molecular function (GO): syntaxin binding
Source: RefSeq, a predicted model, not a curated record